AUGGCGAACUCGGCAGGCGCGACGCCAUCGCAGACCCUGCAGCGACGAUUCAAAGGAUGCAGCAAGAUCGGCGAAUACGAAAUGAUGAAGAAGCUUGGAGAGGGCACUUUUGGUGAAGUCCACAUGGCGCGACAGAAGGCUACUGGCAGCAUCUUUGCACUGAAGAAGAUCUUGAUGCACAACGAAAAGGAUGGCUUCCCUAUUACGGCGCUGCGAGAGAUCAAGCUGCUCAAGAUGCUAUCGCACGACAACGUCCUCAAGUUGGAAGAGAUGGCCGUGGAACGACCAAAGACCGAGGGCAGGAAACGCGCCAUCUUGUACAUGGUCACCCCAUACGCAGACCACGAUCUAUCAGGUCUCCUCGACAACCCCGAAGUCCAGUUCAAGGAGGCGCAAAUCAAGUGCUACAUGCUGCAGCUGUUCAAAGGCCUGCGAUACCUCCACGAUAACCACAUCCUACAUCGAGACAUGAAGGCCGCCAAUCUCCUCAUCAACAACCGCGGACGGCUACAAAUAGCGGAUUUCGGUCUCGCGCGACACUACGACGAGGCGGUACCGCAACGAGGCAGGGGCAACGGCGAGGCGAAGCGCGAAUACACUACAUUGGUUGUGACUAGAUGGUAUCGACCUCCGGAGCUUCUUUUGCAGCUGAGGAAGUACACGCCGGCCAUCGACAUGUGGGGUGCGGGUUGUGUGUUUGGAGAGAUGUUCAAGCGCAAGCCCAUCCUCGCAGGACAGAGCGACAUUCACCAAGCACAGAUCAUCUUCGAGCUGGUCGGGUCACCAAAUGACGACAGCAUGCCGGGGUGGCGCGAUCUCCCUGGCGCCGAACCCAUACGCGCAUUCCCCGUUCACACCGGUACCAUCGCUCAACGGUUCCGCGAGCUCUCGCCCGUCGGACUAUCGCUCAUCAAAGACCUCAUGAGACUCGACUGGCGGAAACGAAUCAACGCCAUCGACGCCAUCGACCACCCAUACUUCCGAGAACAGCCACUUCCCAUGCGCGAGGAGGACAUUCCCACCUUCGCAGACUCACACGAGCUAGAUCGACGGAACGCGCGAGGCCAAAAGCAAGCACUACCACCAGCACCACAAGGCGGCACAGUAGGCGGCGGACCAAACGGCGAAUGGACCGGCCAAGGACCACCACCACAAUCAUGGCAGAACGGCGACCGAAGAUACGGCGGCCCACAAGAUCGAGGCCCCCCAGGCGUCGACAGAGGCCAAAGAGGAGGCUACGACCGCCGCUACGAACACCGACCUCCACCUCCACCACCAGGUGGUGAUCGCCGACCAAACUGGGGCAACGGCGCAGACCGAGGCCACAACGGUCUCCCACCACCCCCCGCAGACGGUCGUCACCCCCUCCCACCUGUCCCCCGCUACGGCCCCGAUGGCGCAGACCGCAGGAGACAACCGCCAGCUACCGCCGGCGGCGACACAUACAUACCCAGCUAUGGCCCAGAAGGCCCCCGCCGUUCCCGCGAACCAGACGAUCGACCUCGCCGCGGCUCCCGCGAUUCGGGUAACUCGAGAGAAGGAUACACAGAUGACCGCUCAGACCGCAAUCGCGCGUACAGAGAUCGACCUGAUCGGAAUGACGCGAGAGGCUUCGCGAGGGAACGAAGAGACGGACGGACACGAUCGCGCAGUCCAGACCGCAGAGACCAAAGACGCGAUAACAGGGACAAUAGGGAAAGAGACGCAGAUAUCUACCGUAGACGAUAG
Molecule: messenger RNA, 1728 nt
Organism: Alternaria novae-zelandiae
Lineage: Eukaryota; Fungi; Ascomycota; Dothideomycetes; Pleosporales; Pleosporaceae
Exons: 1
Coding region: 1-1728 (575 amino acids)
Biological process (GO): protein phosphorylation
Cellular component (GO): nucleus
Molecular function (GO): ATP binding; cyclin-dependent protein serine/threonine kinase activity
Source: RefSeq, a predicted model, not a curated record